AUGGCCUUCGUGCGAGUGAAGGUGUGGUGGGCGAAGAUGGACGCCCUCAAGCUCGUGACCGAAGGGCCGUCCGAAGGCCAAGAGUACCGCACACCGGAGCGCAUUGCAACAUCCUUAGCUAUAGUUCUCAUUGUAGUUGCCGCCAUGUCCUAUGGCCUCCCCGCCACCCACGCCGACAUCAACUUCAUCGCUCGCACAUGCAAGAAGACCAAUAACUUUGCGUUGUGCAUGGCCGUGCUAAGGGGCAACCCAAAGAGCGCCCAAGCAUCCACCGAGCAUGACCUCGCCAACAUUGCUCUGCAAAUCGCCACCGACACCAUCAGAAAGAACACCGCGGCCAUCUGUGACCUAGAUUAUAAACACCAGGGCACACCCGAGGCACCAGUGUGGCAUGUAUGUGUCAAGGCACAUGUCCUUGUUGCAGCCAACCUCAUCGACGGCGCCGGCCCUAGCUUCCACGUUGGGGACUACGCUGAUGUGUUGAAGAUUGUGUCUGAGGCGAAGGGCGCAGGAGAUACAUGCGAGAACGCAUUCAAGGCGGUCCACAAAGCGUCUCCCAUGGCCUACAUGGACCGUCAGACGACGGAGCAUUGCGGCCUCGCCGGCGACCUCAUCUGCCUGCUCCUCACUAAAUGA
This is a messenger RNA of Triticum urartu, 636 nucleotides long. RefSeq names its product pectinesterase inhibitor-like. The record is from RefSeq and is a predicted model, not a curated record. Gene Ontology annotation, molecular function: enzyme inhibitor activity. NCBI's taxonomy places the organism in Eukaryota, Viridiplantae, Streptophyta, Magnoliopsida, Poales, Poaceae.